AUUUGUUAUACGAUGGCAUGUUCAUAUGUAUUUUCUGAUGACAAAUCUUUCUUAUAAGAUUUGGAUUUUAUGUUAGAAUAAUCAGAUCAAUGUCCUUCCUUACUUAAAUAAUAAUCAUGUUCAAUAUAAUUACAAAAGUAAUAAUCAGAUGUUAAAUCUAAUGUGUCUUGUGCAGAUUUAGUUGAUUUAGAGAGAGGAGGUAAAAUUAAAUAAUUAAUGUAGGUUGCAUACUUUAGACUAAAAUAGGUCCAAUUUAAUAUGGUAUGCCUCCAGAAACAAUUAAAGACUGUUUGAAUAUGGGAAUGGAAGUUCCAACUUUUUAUAUAAUUCCAUCAAAAAGGUAUAAAAAUUAGAAAUUAUUAGAUUUGAUAAAAGAUUAGGAAUAAGCACUGCAGAAUUUGAAUUUCCAGCUUAUUUUAAUUUCUUUUGUAAAAAAAAGUAAAUAACAUUAAUAUGUACAUCUGAUACUGAAAGAGCUAUAAGAACUGUUUUUUAGGAAACUUUAUUAGGGCCAGUUGAUCAUCCUGAUUUGGCUCUUGAUUUCUAUCAUAAAUAUCCAAAAAGUGCUUAUCCAGACUUUCAUAAAGAAAGAAGUGUAUUUUCUAGGAAUCCUUCAAAUUUAGAUGAAAAAUUAACAAUUGAUCAUUUAUUGAAGUUCAAUUUAUUUGAUGAAAAUAAUACAGCAACUAUAACUGAAGGAGAUAUUACAAUUAGAAUAAUUAAGGAUAGCAAUUCAUUUAAAAUAUUAGAAAAUGGGAUAUAUCUGAAAAGUAUACCAGAUGUAUUUACAUUCCCUUCAUAAUAUUAUGAAUAUAUUAUAACAAAACCAGAUGAUUAUAGAGCUGAAAGUGUGAAGAAUAUUAAAUCUAAAAGAGAUUCAGCAAAAGAAUCAUGCCCAACACCAUUAUUAGUGAAAUAAUUGCCAGAGAUGACAGUUGAAUAAAAAGUAGAAAAUUGGGUUAUUGGUAAUAAAUAUCAAAGAGGAGGAGAGAAGAAAUUAUCAGUUGUCUUAUGGGAUUAGAUGGGAGGACAUGUUGAAAGUGGUUCAGCUAUUUUUUAAUUAGAUAUUGAUGAAAAUAAAUCAUUUACACCUCCAGAUUUUGGUGUUACUAUUUUAGGAUGUGUAAUUAAUAAAUAUUAAACUAUAAUUUUAGUCUCAUGGAUUUGAUCCGAAAGGUUCAACUUCAGGUUAUAUAUUCUGGGUAAAUGGAAGAGGAAUAAUGGUUGAUCCACCUCCAUUUGCAUCUUAUCAUAUGAAAUAGAUGGGAAUACCAUCAAUAUUAAUAUGUGCAGUUAUAAUUAGUCAUUGUCAUGCAGAUCAUGAUGCUGGCACAUUUCAUAAAAUAUUAGAUGAUACAAGAGUAGAAAUAAUUACAACUAGAACAAUAAUGAAUUCUUUUCUAAGAAAAUAUUCAGCAAUGUCUAGUAUUGAUAUAGAUUCUCUAAGAAAACUAUUUAUUUUUAGGUAUAAUAUAUUAAUAUAUGCAUAGACCAGUUAUUAUUGGAAUUCCUUUAAAUAUAUAUGGAGCCUAUUUUAACUUUUUUUAUGCUAUGCAUACUAUUCCAAGUCUUGGAUUUAGUGUUAAAUUAGAGAAUAAAUCUAUGUAUUUUUCAUCUGAUACAUUUUUUGAUCCAGACUAAUUAUUAGAAUAUAAAAAUUAAGGAAUUCUUUCAUAAAAGAGAUAUGAACAUUUAGCCUUUAUUGAAUUUAAAGAAGAUUUAAUUCUUCAUGAAGCAGGAGUACCUCCUAUUCAUACUUCAUAAUCUAUACUUGGAAAAUUACCAAAUAAUAUUAAAAAUAGAUUGUAUCUUGUUCACACAGCUUAAAAAGAUCUAAAAAAAGAAUUAGGUUUAAAGAUAGCAAAAACUGGAAUAGAAAAUACUAUGAUAUUAAUACCAAGUAAUACUAAUAAACAUCUUACAACAAUUAGAAGACUUGAUUUACUUUCAACUAUAGAUAUUUUUGAACAUUUAACUUUAAAAAAUGUAAGAUGGCUUUUAGAUUCAGUAACAUCUGAAGAAUUUUUUACAGGAUAAGAUGUUAUAAAAGAAGGUACUACUGGAGAUAGAUUUUAUAUAAUUGAAUCUGGAUUAGCAAGAGUUUAUUCAACUUAAAAAGGAUAAGAAUUUGAAAGAUAUUACUAAGUAGGUGAUUAUUUUGGUGAAUCUGCUGUUUUAUCAAAUGAAGGGAAAAGAGGAGCAUCGUAAUUAUUAUAUAAUUAAUUAAUAGUGUAGAAGCUGUUACACAUCUUAAAGUUCUUAUUUUAGAAAAGCAUGAUUUUUGGUUUAUUUUUGGUGAUGGUUUAGGUGGAUAAGGUCCUAUUAUUUAAAAAAUGAAAUAAUUAACUGCAGCUAGAAGAUCAAAAGCUGUUCAUUGUCUUUUUAAGAAUUCUAUUCUAUCUGAAUUAACUCCUUCUCAGAAAACAUAAUUAGAAAUGAUUAUGAGAGAAUAAGAAAUCGAAAAAGGUACUGUUAUAUGGAAAGUGGGUGAAAAACCAGAAUUUGCUUUCAUUAUUAAAAGAGGAACAUUUGCAUUUUAUGAUUGCCCUGAAUAAGAUUCAGAAGAAUUAGAUUCAGGAGCAUAUGUUGGAGAAUUAAGAGCUAUGAUUGAAAAUAUUACUAUCUCUACAUCUAUUAGAGCAACCAGGAAAGCAACUAUAUUUAAGAUUGCUAGAAAAGAUUUAAUUAGUUUUGCUAAUAAACAUCCUGGAAUCUAUAUGAUUUUGAUUGAUACCAAAUAUUUAGAAUGAAUCAUAUUAAUU
Molecule: messenger RNA, 2762 nt
Organism: Paramecium sonneborni
Lineage: Eukaryota; Ciliophora; Oligohymenophorea; Peniculida; Parameciidae
Source: the annotation of a GenBank genome assembly